Molecule: messenger RNA, 1994 nt
Organism: Myzus persicae (green peach aphid)
Lineage: Eukaryota; Metazoa; Arthropoda; Insecta; Hemiptera; Aphididae
Product: neurogenic differentiation factor 1-like
Exons: 6
Coding region: 631-1305 (224 amino acids)
Molecular function (GO): protein dimerization activity
Source: RefSeq, a predicted model, not a curated record
UAAUAUUGUGCCGAAAACUAAAAAGUCUGCCCGUAGUCAUUUGCGAGCGCGUUUGAGCGGUGCGCACGAGUGCGGUUUUGUAGCUACAUCCGUUCGGUUUCGUUUAUCUGUGUAUUUGACAAUAUUAUUAUUGUUUAUCGUCUAUACGCUAUUUCACACGCAGUCGGAAAAUCGCACUGACAGAAUAACAACAAUAAUAAUAAUAAUAUAACAACGGUGCACUACACACGGAUAUAGGUUCUCGUAUGACAUUUAUGUCAAUGAGUGGUCGAGCCAGAAGAACGACAAUCACUGGUGAUCGCUGCACACAUGGACACAAAAGUCGCACAGGAGUUCGCCUUCGAUAAGUCGCGAUCGUUUAUAGUACCCCCGAGUGGGUAACAAACAACAAUACAUAAUAUUAUUAUUAGUGACCCGAACCGGAAGACACACUGCGAGGCUGCAGUAUACGUCGACGACCACGAGAUAAAUACCAUAGAUUGAUAAAUAUUAAUAUUAAAAACAACGAUAACUAAUUUCAAAUCAAAAGAGUUGCAAGCUAUAUUAUCAAUUGUUGAUUUAACUAUGUAGCUAGCUCGAAGAACUGUCUAAUAAACCUUUGACUACGAUAAUGAUUAAUAUUUAAUUUCUAUGCCGGGAACGAGUGAUCCCCAAUCUGAAGAAGAAAUGUUAGACGGAAUUCAACUUCGCGGACGAUCUUUCGACGUUUCAACUGACCACUCAAGAUCACCUAGCACAGAAGAUGGUUCGUUUUACCACCCAGACAACAAUAAUGUAUCCGAGGACGACGACGAAAAUAUUAAAAGCGAUUCGGAGAGUUCCGACGAUAAAUCACGAAGGCCCGCGGCGGGCAAACGAAAACGACGGGCGAGCAUCGACGAGGAUGAUGGUGAUGAACCGAUUGCACCAAAAACGAGAAAAUGCCGCAGGAGCAUCCGGCAAAGGCAAUCGGUGGAGGUGUUGACGGCCAAAGACCGAAAUUUGCGAAGGCUGGAGAGCAACGAGCGCGAACGAUUACGCAUGCACUCGUUGAACGAUGCUUUCGAGAAAUUGCGUGAAGUGGUGCCCCAUGUAAAAAUGGGACGUAAACUAUCAAAGUUGGAAACAUUGACAUUGGCAAAAAACUACAUAAUGGCAUUGACCAACGUCAUUUGUGAAAUGAGAGGAGAGCAAAAACCAUUUACUUUUGACGAUCCCGAUCAAGCCGAAGAUGACUAUGCAUCAAGCAACGAUGGUGGGUUUGAAUCGGGUAAUAGUACAAAAACUCCCUCAACUUUGGAACAAGAGUUACUAUCAUCAGACUAGUGAAAACCGUGCGCGAAUAAUCGCAUUUCCUAUAUUAUAUUAUGUAAACCAAACAUGUUCUUUAGUGUGAAAACAAAACUUUUUUUCACCUAAUAGGUAUUAACGAUGAGAUUUAUUUUUGUCUCGAUAUUUACCAGACAUUAUUGUUAUUAUUGUUAUGAUUGCUAUGUAUUUGUGGUUGUAUUCAAGUACUAUACGAUUAUUAUUAUUAUAAAGUUUUAGUUAAGGAUUAUAUUAAUAUUAUUUUUAAUACUUAUAAAAAUUAUAAAUACUUUUACCAAUCCUACAUGUACGUCAAUCCUACUAAAUAUUACAUUGAAUAAUUAUUUAAGCACGUCACACACAUACAUUUUGUUGAAUAAAUGUUGAUCUUAAACUAAUUUAAUAAACAUUUUUUAAAUCGAACAUUUAUAUAUGGUUAAAUGUUUAAUGUAUGUAUCAUAAAGUUAAAGUUUAUUCCAUGUCAUAAAAACGUAAGUGAAUAUUCCAUACCUGAUUUUCACUGAAGGUAUCAAAAUAUUUUCUUUAAAAAUAAAUAAAAUCACAGCAUUUGAAAAAUAAUUCUGAUCUAAGCUUGGUUUUACUAAAUACGGUUGGCACUUGGGAUUUGAAUACUUGAUUAAGGAGUGAUUACGAUUUUUGCCUUUGUUUUGUCAUUUUUUUUUCUAUAUCUUAGAAAACAACUAAGA